Molecule: messenger RNA, 1637 nt
Organism: Formica exsecta
Lineage: Eukaryota; Metazoa; Arthropoda; Insecta; Hymenoptera; Formicidae
Product: venom serine protease-like
Exons: 8
Coding region: 37-1380 (447 amino acids)
Biological process (GO): proteolysis
Molecular function (GO): serine-type endopeptidase activity
Source: RefSeq, a predicted model, not a curated record
AAUAUCAGAAAUGAGUAUCGGCGCGUUAUCAUCAUUAUGCGCAAAAUAAAAGGUAAAGUCCGGGGAACAAUUGCACUUUCGUACAUUUUGUUAGAGAAACAUUUGACGCGAUACACUUCAUACGCUGCAAGCUACUUGUUUGAUCAUCUACAAAAGUUACUUGUCACAAUAUACAACUGUGUCCUGACGAUGGCACUUUGUAGGAAAAUCUAUGGAAAUAUGGAGGUCAAAACAGUUUUAUUUGGCUUGCUGCUGCCGCUCUCGAUGCUAAAUGGAAUUGAAUCUGCCUGCAAUUACUUUCAAAAGUUAGAAGCUGGACGAACAUAUAAUGUGGCUAAUCCUGGUUUUCCCAAUAAGUAUAAAGGUGAAAAUCAUUGCACAUGGCAAAUGGAAAGUCGUUUUAAUGUCAAAAUAAAUUGCAGUGUUGAUAUGCCAGCGUCUGUCAAUGAUUGUACUGAAGAUAUUCUUUCUGUGCAAAUUGAUGGAAAAAGUAUGCAAAAAUACUGUGGUGUCGGUCCACUCAUUCUUGAAGGAAAAAAUCCGAUUAUAAAAUUAGAUUCAUCCUCUUCCUCGAAAGGAGGUAAAUUUUCAUGCGAGAUUCGAGAAGAGGAGCAAUCUGAUGAAAACAAUUGUAAAUGUGGUUGGAAGAAAGUAACUAGAAUAGUAGGCGGUAAUGAAACUGGGGUGAAUGAAUAUCCUAUGAUGUGUGGACUCGUCGAUACUACUAAUAGAUUGAUAUAUUGCGGCUGUACCAUAAUAUCUCACCAUUGCGUAGUGACAGCAGCUCAUUGUAUAGAGGAUAGAGAUAUCGCAAAAAUUGGCGUUGUUGUUGGUGAACACGAUGUAACUACAGGGAAGGAGACUAACGCAACCAAAUUGUUUCGCAUAAACAAUUGCGAGAUACAUCCUGAAUACGAAAAUAUUCAAAACGAUAUAGCUGUGUGUAAGAUUGACGGUAACAUAGCAUAUAGUAAUGAAGUCGGCCCGGUCUGUUUACCAUUUCAACAUAAACACAACUCGUUCGUUGGUGACAAUGUAACAGCAUUGGGUUGGGGUUUAUUGGAAUUUGGCGGUGCCAAAGCGACUACGCUACAAAAAGUAAAUUUAGAUGUGAUAAGUCGUAAGCAAUGCACAGAAUAUUAUUCCGAUGUAACUAACGGAAACAUGUGUACUUACACUCCGGGAAAGGACACUUGUCAAAUGGAUAGCGGCGGGCCUGUCUUAUGGAGUGAUCCUACUACACAUAAUCUUGUAUUAGCUGGUAUAACAUCUUCCGGUACUGGAUGUGGUUCAGAUGAACCUGCUAUCGAUACACGUGUAGGAGCUUACACUGAUUGGAUACAAUCUGUGUGUGAUGAAAAAUAUUGUAAAAUAGAGUAAUUUCUCUACAUAAUUGUUUCAUAAGGCUAUGGAUCUUUGUCACAAGUAAAACGAUGCUUUGUAACUUCGUAUUAUUCCAAAAAGAUAUGUAUAAAAUAUGUAUCUAUACUAUCUAUACUAAAUAUAUAUCUAUACUAUCUAUACUAAAUAUGUAUCUAUACUAAUAUCUCAACAAUGUUUAUAUAUAUUCUCAACAAUUAUUAUAUUUUAAUUAUACAUAAACAAUAUUCAAUUAUAUUUGCUUGCAUUUAGAAAAU